Schistosoma rodhaini is the source of this 2369-nucleotide messenger RNA. The record is from the annotation of a GenBank genome assembly. NCBI's taxonomy places the organism in Eukaryota, Metazoa, Platyhelminthes, Trematoda, Strigeidida, Schistosomatidae.
UGGAAACACUGAAUUUGGUCCGGGAUAUGAAAGUAUGCGUUACAUACAGUUCUGCUUGCCUAACGGUUUUUUCUCCUUGGAAAAGGGCAUUUAUUCCCAUUUCCAUUUCAACAGCACCUUUGGCUAGAGUGUUUUGCCUUCCAUUGAUCUUUCUGAUGCCAAUCCACCAAUCAGUACGAUUGAUUAGAUGUUGGUUGGAAUUAGUUAGAUGGUACCAUCCACUGAAUAUCACGAUACGUAUCGUGAUAUUCAGUGGGAUGUCCAGUUAGUUUCUAAGAAUCAUCAUAUUCUUUUGAGAAACAACGACCUUUAGUGGCUUAUUUUUCGAAAGACUUGUUUUGCUGUUUGUACCGUCGUAAUCCUUCUCGAUUUUAAAAUCGAGAACUGGUAGGAACAAUUGUUCCUACCAGUUUUUAUAAGUCAAGGUACGGAUAACUUUUGGGCGAGGUCUGUGUGACGGCGAGAUUAUAGUUUAUGUACGAACUGAUCACGUAUGAGAUAACAGGUUUUGGUUUUUGGCUCGGUAUCCACUCACUCAUUUGGAUGAAUACAUUUUCUGCAUUAUAGCUGAUGCCGGUUCGCGAUGAAAACCCGAAAUCUAUCUCCUAGCCCUAACCAUCAACUGUAAAUAUUAAUCCUAGUCCCUCACACAGGUUUUUAACCCUCAUUUGGUUCUGGCUAUUUGGUGGACACUCUCAAGGUCAGUCUAACGUCGCUCAAAUGUCGUCCAUGAAUUAUAGUCUUACCCCUCAGCUAACAUUCGAAAUACGUAGCAGUUUGACUUGACACUAUCUUAGCUGAGCGUUCCAGUGUUCAUUACUACAUUGAUCAGCAUCUUGAUUUAUAGACCAUUUCCUAAAUCAAGCAUUAUAAUUUAGCAGUCUGAACAUCGUUUUUUGUUUAACCCCCAUCAGAGUCACUUCCCAUGGUAGAUGCCAGUCUAUCAUACAUGAUAAAUUCUGUCAGUCAGUACAUAAUUACGAUCAUUGACUAACCUGUCGUCUACUUAGAACUCGAUGGUUAGUUUGAAUACUGGUAUCAAAAAACUGUAACCUUCUAGUUCCCUCUCUAAACAGCAGCACUAUUUUUAACGGGGACUGAUUGUCAUAUACUGUACUUUUUAAACACACGGUUGGUUACCUGUUCUACUCCAUGAAUGAUCUGAAUUUACAAUUGUUGAGGUAAUAAUUGUUAUUACGUUCUAUCACUUGCCAUGUAGCAUGCGUACUCAGUGAUUGAUACUACAUAACAUUCAUCCUGCUUUUAGUUUCUAUGUACACCUAUGCUUGUGUUUUUUAAAUUUUCCUAGGAUUCCAGCUUUCUUAUUGAGCUUGGUUUUGGAAAUUUCUAACCAUAAUUACUUUCGUAUCAUAUGUGCUUAUUUUCAUCUUUUUAUACUUUUGAAGGCAGAAAAAAGCAGCUUAGAUUCCUCUCCUGAAUUCCAUAGUCCUGGACAUUAUAAUAUGGAAAGCAGGAUAGAAUCUGUUACUCCUUUACUUCAUCGAUUUCCAUACUCCAUUGUAUGGACUCCAAUUCCCUUGUUAACGUAUGCUGUUAUAUGUGCUAACAUCACUACUAAUGAAGAUGGUUUUUUCCUGUAAUUGGACAUAUGGGAAUCGCUAAUUCAUAUGGUGUUAUAUAUGAUUUUGCAGCCCCUUAUACUAUUGGGGAAGACCAAAUGGCUUUUGGAUGGCCAACGAUGUAUUAUCAGCCCCAUGCUAGACUGAUAGGGAGUCGAGAGAUCUGGGACAAUGCUAUCUCUGAAGCAAAUGAAGUUUACAAAGGACGCGUGCAUAACCUUUUUUGUGAUAAUUGCCAUAGUCAUGUGGCAUAUGCUUUCAACAAAAUGCGAUUUCAAGAUAAAGAGAAUUGGAAUAUGUUCAGUGUUGCUGUAUUAUUAUUCUUUCAUGGAAAGUAUGUUAGUAAACGUCACUGUUUUACAUCAUGGUUUCCAUUCAUGAUUGUCGUAUGUGUAAUUUUGGCAAUCAUAUCAAUUAUUUUACAUAUCCAUUGAAUCUCACUUAUAACCAUCAUAUACAAACACUCAGAUUAUACUUGAGACUGAUCUAAUUCAACUUUUUUUUAGUUUAAUCCUAUUUAUUGUAAAAUAUGUCAUGUGUGUUUUCUAAUGUAUUAGAUCACCACACUAGCCUUUUUAUUUGAUUUUAUGAGUCCUCCACAUAUAAUUAAUAUCCUUGUUACAGGUGUGUUUACUCGUUCUUCCCAGCUUUAUGAUGAAACAGUUAUCAUUGAUGCCGAAUAUUUUAACAAAAAACAGCCAAAUUUUCUUUCACAUAUAUAUCAAUGUGACUAAAAUUUUAUUUAAAAGAACUUGUUUUCUGAUAUCGGUAUAAAAAUAAUAAUGAUAA